CAGACCCGGUUGCGCGUAGGCCCCUCGGCUGCUUCCUCCCGAGGUCCUACGACCCCCGGCCUGGAGGGAGGCAGGCGAGGUUGGGGACAGUGGCGGCAGGAGCUCGGGGCGGCCGUGGGGGGCGGCCAAUGAUCGGCCCCUCUCGGAGCUCCACUUUUACAAGAGGCGCCCCAGCAAGGCUCUCCGGGGGAGUCCGCCAGCCGCUCACCUCCAUGGGCCAGACGGCCCUGGCGGGGGGCGGCAGCUGCACCCCCGCCCCGCAGGCCCUCUGCCCUGACCUCUCUCGUCCCGAGGGCUUGGAGGAGCUCCUGUCGGCUCCUGCUCUUGACCUGGGGGCCCAGAGGCGCCACGGCUGGAAUCCCAAGGACUGCUCCGAGAACAUUGUGGUCAAGGAAGGGGGGCUGUGCUUUGAGCGGCGGCCCGUGGCUCAGAGCACGGAUGGGGUCCGGGGAAAGAGGGGCUACUCGCGGGGCCUGCACGCCUGGGAGAUCAGCUGGCCCCGGGAGCAGAGGGGCACCCACGCCGUGGUGGGGGUCGCCACGGCCCGCGCCCCGCUGCAGGCUGACUACUAUGCGGCGCUGCUGGGCAGCAACAGCGAGUCAUGGGGCUGGGACGUCGGGCGAGGGAAGCUGUACCAUCAGAGCAAGGGGCCCGACGCUCCCCGGUAUCCGGCUAGGCCUCAGGGUGAGCAGCUGGCGGUGCCGGAGAGGCUGCUGGUGGUUCUGGACAUGGAGGAGGGAACUCUGGGCUACGCUGUUGGGAGCACCUACCUGGGGCCAGCCUUCCGCGGACUGAAGGGCAGGACCCUCUAUCCCGCUGUAAGUGCUGUCUGGGGCCAGUGCCAGGUCCGAAUCCGCUACCUGGGCGAAAGGAGAGCGGAACCACACUCCCUUCUGCACCUGAGCCGCCUGUGUGUGCGCCACACCCUGGGGGACACCCGGCUAGGGCAGGUGUCUGCUCUGCCCUUGCCCCCUGCCAUGAAGCGUUAUCUGCUGUACCAGUGACCCUGUGACGCCACCACCCUUACCCCAGACCUACUAAAAGCCAAGUGAGGCUGGCCUCCUUCUGCAGCAGGAGCUCUGGCAGCUCAGCAGGACCACAGGCCCAGAGAGAGGAUAUUCCAGCCUGGUACACGAGACAUUUUUUAAAGUAAAAAUGAGAGAUAAAUGUUAAAGAUAAAAGAAAUAGUUUAAGAGAUGUGUUGUUAUAGAACCCUA
Heterocephalus glaber (naked mole-rat) is the source of this 1217-nucleotide messenger RNA. RefSeq names its product splA/ryanodine receptor domain and SOCS box containing 2 (gene Spsb2). NCBI's taxonomy places the organism in Eukaryota, Metazoa, Chordata, Mammalia, Rodentia, Bathyergidae. The record is from RefSeq and is a predicted model, not a curated record. Gene Ontology annotation, cellular component: SCF ubiquitin ligase complex. Gene Ontology annotation, biological process: proteasome-mediated ubiquitin-dependent protein catabolic process; intracellular signal transduction; protein ubiquitination. Gene Ontology annotation, molecular function: protein binding.